AUGACCAGAAAGAGUGAUGCGGCCUCGAGGCUUAGUUCGCAGACUUCCUCAUCCACUGAUUCUCACACCACGAUCAGACCUAGUACGUCCCUUUUCCGUGGGCCCCCGCGACGAGGCGCUCCGAUGCAGGUCAAGAUAGACGGUCGAAACAGUUCUAGAGUCGAGCCAGACCCUCAAGUCUCCCCAACUUCUACCGCACCACAAAGUGCCAUCUCGCCUUCCUCUACCUCUCCCAAUGUCUCUCCCCGCGAUCAUCGCCUGAGCGAUUUUGGAAAUUAUCGGCGCGACCUCGCCUGCCUCGAGACUGACCGUGGGCGCAUCCCUCAAAUCCAACAUAACCCACCGACCGCGAUGGGAUCCCCAGGUCAGAUUGCGCCCUGGAUGUCGUCCUCGAGCGGCGGCAACACGCCGUCGGGCACUUUUGGCACCAGCUUCUACAACGAUUCGAGCGACAACCUGUCGCAAGCUUCACAAUUGUCUCCUCCAUUUCGCCCAGGCACAGGGUUCACCGGGUACACAAAUGCGAGCGAUUCUCCCGCGGAUGCAGAUUUUGGAGAUGAAAGGCGGCCUUCGGUAGCCAGUGUGACAACUGCGAGUAGUACUGGGUCGAAAUCGAGCAUCACUCGAACAGGGAUUCAUAAGCAGCUCAAGACGUUCUUUGGAGAGGACUACAAUGAGAAGGAUGCGUCGAGUACGAGCUUACCCUCGCAUGGAAAAGAACGGUCGCACUCUUUUGCUCGAAGUCAUAGGGAACGUAAUCUUUCGUCUGCUACCGAAGCAACCCAGCGGGACGCCUCGCCUGUACCAUCUCGACCGCGGACUCCAGUGCCGUCUAGUGAUGUCGUUCCAUUCCUAUAUCAAGACUCACAGGACAUCUCCAAGUAUGGAGAGGCACCCGUGAGAGAGAAUCUCUCCGGCCCUGACCGGGACCGAUACAUAGACAAUCCGCAGCCUCCGCCGAAGCCCUCUUCAUCGUCCCGUUCCCACGGCGUCCACCUACCAGGCCAUAGUCAUCGACACAAUAGAAGCAACGACGAUUCAAGGAACCUGAGACCGUCGAUUAGUAGAGGAGACUCGGGAUUCAGCGAAAGAUAUAGGGAUCGCGCCCCCAGCUCGAUGGGGGUCGCAAUGGGCAAUGCGUCGAAUACCAGCUUAGCAAAGCGGCCUGCGAGUCCAACACCCAGUGGGAACAGUAACUGGAGCGGAUCAACCGCAAAGACACCUCAUAACGAUGGAUCAUCGUCGCCGCCAGGACACGCAAAACGAGGCCUCUUAAGCCGUCUGCGGAAGCAUAAAGAUAAGGACGGACCUUCGAAACUGAGCCAUCUUCCGGGAUCUGUCAAAUCCUUAGCUACGCCUUCAAAACAUGGGCACGAAAAGACGAAUGGCUCUUCCGAAUUUGUGCAAUGGAAUCGGGAUGGGAGCAUCUCUCAUUCCGAGCUCAACCUUCCAAGAACAGACAACGGCCAGUUCGGCAGGCCUCCGACUAGUAGCUCAACGAAACGUCCAAAGUUAGGGUUUAGUCGAAAAACCAGAAGAGGGGCGACGGACGAGUCACAGGGACCAUUCGAUGCCGGCUCAAACUUACCGCAGGAGUCGUUGUUCAAUCUUGAUAGCGAUCUCUCCAAUAUGGAGGGUAUUUUAGCGAAACCUCCACCGUUAACGCCUCUGGACAACAACAUAUUUGCGGGGACGUUCGAAGACGAGAUGAAGGUGGAGACUCCGGAUGGCAGUGCGUUGGGUUGGGAUGCGCCUGACAGUUGGGCAGUCAAAAAGGUCGAGGACAAUAAUAUGGCUCGUUUGGACGAAAUCGAUGAGGCAGGAAUACCUGACAGGAUAGACGAGAAGGCGACACCUUAUUGCAUUCGUAUCUUCAGAGUCGAUGGUACAUUUGCAACACUGUCUACCCCGUUGAAUGCUUCCGUCACCGACAUCAUGGUCCAAUUAGGCAAGAAGACGUAUAUGACGGAUAGCCUGGAAAACUAUCAAAUUGUGAUGAAAAAGCACGAUCUACAACGAAUUCUAUCGGCUGGCGAACGACCUGUGGUCAUCCAAAAGAAAUUACUUCAGCAGGCUGGGUACGAGGAACAAGACCGCAUCGAAGAAAUCGGACGCGAAGACAAUAGCUACCUUUGCCGCUUCUCUUUUGUACCAGCUCGGGAAAGUGGCUACGCUACGGUGGGGAACGAUCCUGGGGUGAGCCGGGUCCAGAAAUACAGCCAUGUGGACCUGUCUGGGAAGAACCUCAUCACAAUUCCCAUUGCGUUAUACUCGAAAGCUUCCGAAAUAAUAUCUCUUAACCUCUCUCGAAAUUUGUCUCUGGACUUGCCAAAGGAUUUCAUUCAGUCUUGUCAAAAUCUGCGAGAUAUCAAAUUUAUCAACAAUGAGGCCUGGAAACUACCUCCUGGGCUUAGUCGAGCGAGCCGGCUUACGAUUCUCGACGUUUCGAACAACAGGCUAGAAGAAUUAGAGAACGCUGAGCUAUCGAGGUUAUCUGGGCUCAUAAGCCUUAAACUUGCCAACAAUCGACUAAGGAGCCUCCCCGCGUACUUUGGGGGAUUCAAGACCCUACGGACUCUAAAUGUGUCAUCCAACUUCCUAGAAACCUUCCCUCCAUUUCUGUGUCAGCUGGAAGGACUUGUUGAUAUCGAUUUGAGCUUCAACGGAAUAUCGAGUCUGCCUGACGAUGUUGGAAAAUUGAAAAAUCUCGAACGGUUCGUUAUCACUAACAAUCGUUUAUACGGUGAGCUCCCUGCCAAUUUCGCAGAGUUGAAAAAUCUCAGAGAGAUUGAUAUUCGCUACAAUGCUCUCACUAGCAUUGAUGUUAUCGCCACGUUGCCGAAGGUUGAGCAAAUCUCUGCUGAUCACAAUUCUGUAUCUGUGUGCGAAUCAAGUUUCACGAAAAUUCGAAUACUACGUCUCAAUUCAAAUCCAGUCACAAGAUUCGAGAUCAAGAAUUCGGUACCUACACUGACUACAUUGAUUUUGUCCAAUGCCAAGCUCGCUCAGAUCCCCGAUGCGUCGUUUGAUCGGAUGCCCAAUCUUGUUAAGCUUGUUCUUGACAAGAAUCAUUUUGUGUCUCUGACGAGUCACAUUGGUAAGUUGUCGAAGUUGGAGCAUUUCAGUAUCGCCAUGAACGCCCUGAACGUUGUCCCACCAGAAAUUGGUUGUUUAACCGAACUUCGAUUACUCGAUCUGCGGCAAAACAACCUGAAGAAGCUGCCGAUGGAACUCUGGUGGGCCAACAAACUCGAAACUCUUAACGUAUCUUCGAACGUUCUAGAGAAUUUCCCCAAACCAGCGUCAAGGGCACCCCAAGUCCCUGGCAAUGCGACCCCGGAUCGUGCAGCUACGCAGACCAGCGGGACCCCAGGGCAAAACAAUAGCAACAGUAGCUUAGAUGAUCUAGGGCCUUUGGAGAAUUUUGGGCAGCAGCAGCAGCGUCGACCUAGCCAAGGAGGGCUUUUGAGUGUCGGUGGUUCGCCAAUACCUGGUUCAGCUGACCGCAAAGGUUCAGUGGUAUCUCUGUAUGGAAAAGGUGGGCGGAAAACAUCUGUCGUCUCUCGUAGUGCUUCAACCGACACGAUUGGAACCUUAACGCCAUCUGCGCGAAAAGAUUCUACAAUAUCCUCAAGACUUGUGAAUACCUUCGCUGGUUCUUUACGAAACCUCAUAAUGGCCGAGAACCAGCUAGACGAUGAUGUGUUUGACGAGAUUAAGUAUUUAAGCGAGCUUCGUAUUCUCAACCUUUCUUACAACGACCUCAACGAUAUCCCAAGUCAAUCUAUCCGGUGCUGGCCUCAGCUUGUGGAGCUCUACCUGUCCGGAAAUGAACUCACAUCACUUCCGUCGGACGAUUUUGAGGAGUUUAGUUUAUUGCAGGUAUUACACAUCAAUGGCAACAAAUUUCAGACCUUGCCCGCUGAGCUGGGAAAGGCGCAUAGGCUAGCUGUCCUUGAUUGCGGCAGCAAUUCCCUGAAAUACAAUGUCUCGAAUUGGCCAUAUGACUGGAACUGGAAUUGGAACACAAAUCUCAAAUAUCUUAAUCUGUCAGGAAACAAGCGUCUCGAGAUCAAACCGAGUUUACCGAAUGGAAGCUCAUCUGCAAGAGACGGGCGCGACCUUACCGAUUUCAGUGCUCUAGGCAAUCUAAGGAUUCUCGGUUUGAUGGAUGUUACUUUAACGAUAGAAAGAAUCCCUGAUCAAACUGAAGAUCGAAGAGUCCGCACCUCCGGAUCUCUUGCAGGGCAGCUGGCAUAUGGAAUGGCGGACACUCUUGGAAAGAACGAUCACUUGUCGCUCAUUGACAUGGUGGUGCCACGAUUCCAGUCGAACGAGAAUGAGACAUUACUCGGCAUGUUCGAUGGGCAAUCCCUUUCAAAUGCAGGCUCAAAAAUAGCUAAGUACUUGCACGAAAACUUUGGCCACACCCUGCAAGAAGAGAUGAAGAAGCUGAAUCUCAACUCUACACCAAAAGAAAACCCUGGAGAUGCACUGAGACGCACUUUCUUAUCUCUGAAUAAAGACCUAGCCACGGCGGCAACACAGCAUACUCAAGAUCGGUCAAUAUCCUCUCACCGAGGGUCAGCAGCCCCGGCGGUCCUCAGCCAAGCCGACUUGCGCUCUGGUGGUGUCGCGACCGUUAUGUUUCUUCAAGGCUCGGAAUUAUAUGUAGCCAAUGUAGGUGAUGCUCAGGCAAUGCUGAUUCAUUCCGAAGGAAGUCAUCGCAUUCUGACCAGCAAACAUUAUCCCGCCGAAUUUCAUGAGCGUCAGCGAAUUCGGGAUGCUGGUGGAUGGGUUUCUCGUCAAGGCAAACUGAAUGAUAUACUCGAUGUUUCGAGAGCAUUUGGCUAUGUCCAGCUCAUACCUGCCGUGCAAGCAGCACCCUAUGUCACUCAUGUCACCGUGAAAGAGCAAGACGAAAUGAUCUUGAUUGCCUCGAAGGAGUUGUGGGAGUACUUGUCGCCAGAACUCGUUGUUGAUAUUGCCCGCAAUGAGCGAGAUGACCUGAUGCGCGCUGCACAAAAGCUACGUGAUCUAGCAAUGGCAUUUGGAGCGACUAACAAAAUUAUGGUCAUGAUGAUUGGUGUCUCGGAUUUGAAGAAAAGGGCGAAUAUUCGACCUCAUCGAGUACAAAGUAUGUCUCUCAACCCGGGAGCUAUCGUGGAUGACGGUUACGCGCCAGCCAAACGUGUUAAGAGAAAGGGCAAUGGUGUAGGUGACUCUGUAUUGAACAGGCUAGAUACAGAGAUCGCAGCUCCUGAGGGUGAAGUCGGAAUUGUCUUCACUGAUAUCAAAAGCUCGACCUUGUUGUGGGAGACAUACCCCGAGGCAAUGCGCGCCGCGAUCAGACUUCAUAACGACCUAUUACGUCGACAGCUUCGAAUCAUAGGUGGAUACGAGGUGAAGACCGAAGGUGAUGCAUUCAUGGUCUCAUUCCCAACUGCCACGUCAGCACUCCUAUGGGCAUUCGCUGUUCAAUCAGCGCUGCUCGAAGUUCCUUGGCCAUCUGAGAUCCUGACCAGUAUUCUCGGGCAAGAAAUAUACGAUACUGACUCGAACUUGAUCUUCAAAGGGCUGAGUGUAAGAAUGGGAAUACACUGGGGCAGACCAGUGUGCGAAAUGGACCCAGUCACUAAACGAAUGGAUUACUUCGGUCCUAUGGUCAAUCGUACUUCGCGUAUAUCGAAUGUUGCAGACGGUGGUCAAAUUACGGUUUCGGCAGAUUUCAUAUCUGAAAUUCAACGCUGUUUGGAGACAUACAGCGAGAGUGAUCGUAAUGGCUCAACUGGCUCCGAAGAAGAAUAUGGUAACGACUUGGUAGCCGCUGCUAUCCGUCGUGAAUUACGAUCUCUCAGCAGUCAGGGGUUUGAAGUAAAGGAUAUUGGUGAAAGAAAACUUAAAGGGUUAGAGAAUCCUGAGUACAUUUAUUUGAUGUAUCCACAUUCCCUGUCUGGCCGUAUACAAUAUCAGCAACAACUCCUGCAAAACGAAAAGGCCGCUGCGGCUGCAGGCGAGCAACCCGCAUCGCUGUCUCAGAAAACCAAAUUAAGCAUCGACACGGAUACUGUUUGGGCACUGUGGGCUGUUAGUCUGAGACUGGAAAUGUUAUGCUCCUCUCUUGAGGGUGAUAAAGGAAAGACGAGUGCUCUUCAAGCACCGGAGACGGCUGUUUUGGAGCGCAUGAAACAAAAGGGUGGUGAAGUCACCGACCGAUUCCUGGUCAAUUUUAUGAACCACCAGGUUUCAAGGAUCGAGACUUGCAUUUCGGCCAUUUCCACACGCCACCUUGCGAUGGGUAAAGGCCCUCUCCACAGCCUUAACCAGCUUCGUGCCCCUAUGGGAGACGUUCUUAGCGGUCUAGAAGCCCAACUACAGCUCUUACAACAAUACCAGAAAGCGUACGGUCCACUAAAUACCGAGGUGAAGCCUGCGACAAAACGGAACCUGCCGCGAGAGACUUCAAAUCACUACUUCAAAUCAUCACACGAAACUUCUGCCACGAAAUCAUAG
Glarea lozoyensis ATCC 20868 is the source of this 6513-nucleotide messenger RNA. RefSeq names its product L. The transcript is spliced from 4 exons. Gene Ontology annotation, molecular function: protein binding; adenylate cyclase activity; magnesium ion binding. Gene Ontology annotation, biological process: intracellular signal transduction; cAMP biosynthetic process. Lineage: Eukaryota; Fungi; Ascomycota; Leotiomycetes; Helotiales; Helotiaceae. The record is from RefSeq and is a predicted model, not a curated record. Bases 1 to 6513 code for a protein of 2170 amino acids.